UAGGUUUACAGAGUCACAUCUCGAAGCCAUUAACAGUAUUCAGUUGAUUCCAGUAUAGUGUGCGUCUUCUGGAUAAUACGAUCAUUUAACGGACAAAUUUAAAUUUUUCAUUUAUUACAUUACAUAUUAAAAAUUCGCCCGUUAACGAACAAUUCAUUAUCGUAUUCAAUUAAUACACUUGUAACACGAUGAGAAUUCUUUUUAAUCUCGUUAUUUCGGCUGUCGUCGCCAUUAUUGUCGUCGUGUUUAUGGCGAACGCAAGGAAUAUCCCUCAAAAUCCAGUGGCCUAUAAUCGCUCAACGCUAAUCAAACCUAAUGUGAGACAGUCGUCUAAUAUAAGUUUGCAAAAAUUUCAUAUUGACGGCGUAAAAACGCCCACGACUAACGUCGCCCGGAGUUUCAUUCGGAUCCCACCUACGUCCUUCAAUCACACUACCACGAGGACGUUUGUCAAAGCAACAGCCAAGAAGAUCGCCCCUUAUACAACGUCUAACGAGAAAAUGACUAUGGUGCAGCCGAUGAAAAAACACGGCUUGGAAACCAUAAACGAACGCAACAAAUCUACAACUACGCCACCCCCCUCAUCAGGAGAUUCUGGAGUUGUUGGAUAUUCUGCUUCGUAUCCGACCAGAAAUGAUAAUGUAAGACCUAGUACAUUAAUUGAUGUUAAAAAAUUUACUUGUCAAGAUGGAUACACUGUAAAUACAAACGGAGGAUGUGAACCAAUAUUUUUUGAUUGAUCUAACACCCCAAAAGUCCUGAGCUUGGUAUAAUAUUUGUUAUCACGUAUUAGAUAUCUACAAUAUGUUUUAUGCGUUAUUUUUUUUGCUCUAAGUAAUUAUUAUAAACUAUUGAAUUAUUUAAAACUAUACAACUUUUAUUUCCAUUGGUAUGAUUAUGUGAAUAUUGAGCAAAUAGAAAAUUAUUGUAAAACUCUACGAAGUUUCGAAUAUAUUUUAAAUAUAAAAUUAAUGUACAUAUAAAUAAAUAAAUAAAUCUUUAAGACAUAUUCAUGAAAAUAAUCGGUUUGGUGUAAAGAAAAUGGGAAUGAAAAACAGAUUAAAUAUCUCAUUAUUUAUUAACAAAAGCAGUCAUAUUUUUAUUAGAUAGUUCUAAUAUAUUAAAUUUAGAUAUUUUUUUAAAUUCCAUUGGCCUAAUUAUACGUAUUAUUAUAUGUGAAUUUUUAAAUAAUAUGAUUCAAAUGUAAAGCGAAUUGUGUACAAUGUCAUUUUUGAAAGUAAAUAUUUUGUUUUAGUAUUACGACAUUUUUAUAAGUAUUACGAAUCGCUCAUUGGCCAUUGCAGUAUAUUUCAUAAGUAAAUAGAUGUGUUGACCGUUACGGUUAAGCUUAUUUAAUUUUUAAGUUACUCAUUAAGUAUAUAAUAGACCGCACUGGACAUGUUCAUGUAGAAACCCAACGAGCUUAGAAUUUGACUAUAGUCUAUAAUAUAAAUAAAAUUAUUUUUUUUCAAUAUUUUUUUGUAUAUAGUAAUUUAUUAGUAUUAUAGUAUAAUUUCAAUACAACGAGUUAACCGUAUUAAUAAACACCAUGUAUAUUCAAUUUUUUUUCACUUGGCGAUUGUUUCACUGUUUUUAGAUAUGACCAUUUGUAUAUUAUAUUUAUUAUGUUUUCAUGUACAUAUUUAAAUAUUCUUAGUCUCGCUUACGUGUAUCUUAUGUAACGUGCCUACUUUCCGUCUCUUCAGUUGUUGGUUCAAAAUGAUUAAAUGAUUGUUCAGUCAAUAGAGCUUUAAACUUGUUUGUUCAUUAAAUUAGUUCAAGUAUAAAAGUACAUGUGAUAGCGCGUGGCGUAAAGAUGCUGUGGACUCAAUGUUUAGUUUCAUUUGAAUAUGCCGUGGCUUCUUAAAUGUGGCAUCUCCGUUCCCUUUUUCCUUGACCUGAGGUCUAUAACUUGGCCGCAGACUCGUUGUUGCGUAUUUCAACAAUUUUUGUUUUUGUUAGUGAAAUUCGCCUGAUGCCGUAUGUUUAUAAUGAUUUAUAAUAAUACACGUUGGAUAGGUCAGAUCCGGUUAUUCCGCUUAGUAAAGUGUACUCUUCUCGGAUUCAAGUAGAAAAAGUGAGUUAAAUACUGUAGCUCGCUGUGCACAUUUAUAUUAAAUAGCAUUUAUACCUAACAAUUAACAUUACGAAAUUAUGCUUACAUAUUUUAUUCGUUUGAUACCUACACAUUGUACCCGACGACGGUUACAGAUAAUACGAACCGGUCCGUAAUGAUCACAGGAUAUAUUGUGCGAACCAUAUUGCCAUCUAGGUUAUAUUUCAUAAUAAAAUCGUAAAGCUACUACUUGGUAUUUUCGAAUGAUUACUCUCGCGACAUAGUCUACUUAAGAUAACUUUAGGAUGGCAUCACUUGGCCCAUUACAAACGUGAGCUUCAUCGAGGGUCAGGUGUUUGCUCUUCUUAAUUCACGUGGUAUAUUUACGUACAAAAAUGAUCGAAGCUGCAUUAUGUUCAUUUUUAUUUUAAGUUAAAAUAAUAAUUUAAGAUAAAUUUAUAUUAUACAAUCAAACAAAUGCAAUGUAUUAAAAAGCACUAAAAAUUUCAAACUAUUUGAAAGUUUAAUGCAAUGUUCCUAAUGUUUUUAACAUUUUAAUUGAAAUAUAUCAAAUUAUUUUUAAAUUUAAGUUUGUGUAUAUAUUUAAAAAAAAAGAAGUACAAAAAAUUCUUUGGUUUAUUUUUUGGGAUUCACUCUGAUACUAAUUGGAUUAAGUUGGUACUUUUGGUAAAUAAAGUUUGAAUAUGUUUUUAAUGUAUGUAGUUUAAGGCUUUUUUCACUAUGUACUAUGACGAUGAUUCUGAAAAUUUCGAUGUUAAGAUCCAUCAAAAUGAUUAGCACGAGUAGUUUAAGAAUUAUUUAAAUAUAUAUAAAUAUUCAUUUAUUAAUUGUUUUAUACAACUCCAAAAUAGAUGUUGUAUUUAAACUAGUAGGUAAUUGUAAUUGUAGUAUACUAAUCUUUAAAAUAAUCUACGUUCUCACUGUACUUAUAUUAUAACUCUGUAAAUGGUUUUAAUGAAAACAAUACACUUUGUAUGUGUAUAAUAAUGUACAUCACAACAUAAUAUUAUAUUAAAAUGUAAUUUGUAUGGUAUUUUUUUCUUAGAUAUUUUUAAAGGUAGUUAUUAUUCUAAUAAUGUGUACAUGAUGCGUAUUUAAUGAUGAAUCAGUCAUAUAUUUCCUUUGGAAAAACGUGUAUAAUUGUGGACCUUGUACAUUUUUGAUUGAAGGAUAAAAUAAUUAUACGUUAGAUAAAAGCUUAUAUAGAUGUAGCUAGUCAUAUUUCGAAGUCAGUGUUCGAUUUGCUCCAGUAGUGUGCACGCUCGUUGCUUGUCUUCUGGAUAGUACAAAAAUUUAAAAGUCUCGUUAAAUUUUUUUUUAUUAUAUUACAUAAUAUUAAAAGUUCCGUCCGAUAAUAGACAGAUAAUUAUCGCGUAGUAUAAAUAAUAUACUAGUAACACGAUGAAAAUUCAGUUUAAUCUUUCUAUUUCUGUGGUUAUCGUCAUCGUUGUCAUUGCUUCUAUGUCGAAUGCACACUGUGUCUAUCAUAGUUACCAUACCACUUACAUGAGGCCUUAUGAGGAAGCGAUGUACUAUCGCGGCCAGACAACAAAGCCACCUCCAGUCGGACCUGCUAAUUCCACGUCACCCAUUGUCGGUACAAUAAUCAAGGUUGAUAAAUUUCCAUGUAUGAAAGGCUACACUCCAAAUGGCAAGGGAGGAUGUGAACCAAUAUUUAAUAAUUAAUCUAACCCCUUGAUGAGCACCGAGCUUUAAUAUAAUAUUUAUUAUUACGAAUUAGAUAUAUACAUAAACAUAUAUAUAAAUCAGGAGCGGUUAGCUGCAGGUAUGAUUUUAUUAUAACGAUAAUAUUUAAUUAUUAUAAAUUAUAAAUUAAAUAACAAUAAUUUGAUGAUUAAUAGUUUUUUUUUUUAAAUUUAUUAUAUUUUUAAAACAAAUCUAUAAGGUAGUUUAAAAUAUUUGGGCGAAAAGAGUCCAGCCCUAUGUUAUGUUAUAUUAUGUGUUAUCUUGUCUGCUAAAAGUAAUUAGUAUUUAAAACUUUGUCAAAUUGUAUUUCUAUUGGUAUGAUUUUAUUAUGAAUAUUAAGUAAAUAGAAAAUUAUUGUAAAACCUGUGAAGUUUCAAAUAUGAUAUGUUGUAUAUGGCAUGUGCCAACAAAUAAUAAUGGGAACAAUAUUGCUUAUUUUAGUUAAAUGUUUAAUUGCGUAAUAUUAGGCUAAUGAAGCAAAUGAGCUGAGGCAGCACCUUGUAAAAUAAUAUUUAAGGACGUAAGCACCACAGUAGGGGGUCAGUGCGGGUUUCGAGUGAGAGACGCAUAUAUCUUGUGAGCGAUUCAUAGAGACCCGUAUUUUUGUGUGUUUGUUUUAUGUAAAAUAAAGUAUUUCGUGAUAGUGUUAAUUGUUUAUAGAUCUUUUUGUGUGCCUUCGAGAGAUAGGUAUACUACAGUGGCGCCCAACGUCAUUCGUAAUCCACUACCCGAAUUACUUUUGAACAUUUGUGUUUUUGUUUGUUUUUGUGUUGAUUAAAUACAAGUCAUUUUUGUGUGUUUUACUUUUACACAUAUCGCGUUUUAAACUUUAUCAGAUUGAACUCUCACGGCAGGAAGACUACGACCAAUUGGAUCCACAAUUUUUGUGUUUUACACACUCGAGAUGUUUUUUAAAAUCCUCACAGUCGUUACAGUACUCAUCAACGCUAACGCAGAAGAAGAUAUAGCUGUAAUUUUAUCUCCCGGAGCCUUUUUUGACGAGGUACCAGAGGCCAUUCUAUAUGACAAAAGCAUUCCUCUAAUCUAUACACAGGAAUUGCAAGACGAUUACCCAGAUGACAAUUUGGAAAAUAUAAAAAAUAACUGGGGGGUUGAAAAAUACUGUGAAAAUAAAAACACAAACUACUGCAACAUUGUCAACCAAACAAUAGAUAUAUUAAGCACCAUAAAUAAAAACAUAAGAGAAAGCGAUACAAACACAUUAGAUUUAAAUAAAGGCCUAUUAAACAGUAGAUCAAAAAGGGGAAUUCAAUUUUUCGGGAAUUUAUAUCACUUCUGUUGUAAUGUCGCAACAGAAAAACAAUUAAAAACUUUUUACACAAAUGAAGAAAUGUUAGAUCAACAAAUUAACAAAUUUAAAAACGUUUUCGCAUCAGACCAUAAAGAUCUAACAAACAUAACUACAGAACUCAAUAAAUACACAAAAAAUACUAAAAACAAUAUCAAAUUAUUAAAAGAUAGUUUUUCAAAAUUUAUAAAUGAAGAAAAAAUAAAUAACUUACUAGAAAAAACAAAUCAGGAGAAUAUGAUUCAAGGUAUCCAAGAAAUAACAUACAAUUUAAUUUCAGUAAUUCUAAAAUUUACAAAUAAUGAAAGAGAUACAAAUAUUCAUUUACACUGUAAGCUACAUAAAAUUCCAGCAAGGAUCAUAAAAUCAAAAAUACUGUAUAACGACUUAAUAAAAUUAAUAAGGGCAAUCGAAAGAGAUGGAUAUGAAUUAACUAUACCAUUAGAACAUUUUCAUACAUAUUAUAACUUACCAAUUACCGAAUGUCAAUUUUCAAAAUCAAAAAUUCUAAUUAAAAUAAAAAUACCUAUCCAAGAAAAAUCUGCAAAAUGGAAACUAUAUCAAUACAUUCCAACUCAUUUUAAGUUUCACGAGUCUACUUGCAUUAUAUACUCAGAAAAAACAUAUAUAGCGAUAAAUACCAUGAAUGAUGAACACAGGAUAAUAUCAGGAAUCGGCCUACAACACUGUGACCCACCAAUCACGGACCUAUGUUAUAUUCCAAAAUUUUCAUCUGAUAUUACCCUUUCCCCAAAAUGUGUGGAAGCAAUCUUUAAAAACAAAAAAUUAGAUAUAAUUAAUCAAUACUGCUAUUUCCAGUGCAUUAAACAAUAUGAUGACGACUCUAUAAUAAUAAAACAAAUAGGAAUAAACACAUACGUCAUAACUAACCCACAACCUACCUUAAGCAUAAAAAAAGAAAUAUUGAAUAUAACCAAAACAGAAGAACUUAAAUUAAAUUACAAUCACCCAGGUUUAAUAAAAAUAACCUUUCCGUGUAACUAUGAACUAUUAAGAAAUGAUAUCAUUUUAAUACCAAAAAUGUACCCUUGCGAAACUAACAAUUUAAAUACAUACUCAGUCAAAAGGGUAUUACCAGUAUCAUGGACAAAAAUUAAAUCAUUAAAUAUAAACCACGAGAAUAAAAAAGAAAGUAUAUCCUUUUCAAAUUUGACGGAAAUUUUAAAUCAAAAUUGGAUCGAUGAAAUUCCUAACUUUCACGUAACAAAACAAAUACGAGACCCCGAAAAAUACUUUAAUGAUAUAAUGUUAAAAAAAAUACCACAACCACUUAUUGAUGAUUUCUUAGGUGACAUAAUUUAUAUAACAUGGUUAACCAUGCUUACCAUAAUAAUAGGGUUCAUAGGAUAUAAAAUAUACCCAGCUAUUAUCAAAAUAAACAUGUUAACCAUGCCCCCUCCUAUUCCACAAAGAUAAUUAUAUGAAGUUAAAUAAACAAAUAAUUAAUAGACUGGUUACACAUUAACAAAACGAAAUUGGUUAUAUAUAAAAAUCACAAUGUAAGACCAACUACAAAAUACGUUCGAACAUCAUAAUAUUACAAUAAAUGAAUAAAAUAUAAACAAUACAAUCUCCAAUACAUACUCAAAAAAAAUAAUCCAUUUCGCACAAAUAAAAUCAUUAUAAAUUAAUCCAAGAAGCUACUGAUGUUGUUACACUUAUAAAAUCAAUUUCACAAAAAUGUAAACAGUGAGAUGAAAAAAAAAAAAA
Rhopalosiphum padi (bird cherry-oat aphid) is the source of this 6824-nucleotide messenger RNA. RefSeq lists its product as uncharacterized. The record is from RefSeq and is a predicted model, not a curated record. The transcript has 2 exons. Bases 4689 to 6530 code for a protein of 613 amino acids. NCBI's taxonomy places the organism in Eukaryota, Metazoa, Arthropoda, Insecta, Hemiptera, Aphididae.